Molecule: messenger RNA, 1834 nt
Organism: Drosophila willistoni
Lineage: Eukaryota; Metazoa; Arthropoda; Insecta; Diptera; Drosophilidae
Product: zinc finger BED domain-containing protein RICESLEEPER 2-like
Exons: 4
Coding region: 290-1834 (514 amino acids)
Biological process (GO): regulation of transcription by RNA polymerase II
Cellular component (GO): nucleus
Molecular function (GO): DNA binding
Source: RefSeq, a predicted model, not a curated record
UCCGAACCCAUAUACUAAAAUUUCAUAGCUCGCAAAUAACUGUUGACACUUUUCCAUUGUCUGCAAAUAAGUGUCUUUUACUGACACAAUUAAAAAGACUCAGACAGAAAUUGUUUUUGUCGCGACUGACUUAGCUCGCUCGCGCUCUGAUCGAGACAGUUAUUUCUGUUUUCGUUUCGCUCAAGUCAAACACUGAUCGAUUUCUUGAGUUAAAUGAAGCAAAUUGUCUUUUGCGUAUGUAUGGGUACGCACACGCGAUUGAUGCGUUCUUUUUCUUUGCAAGAUACAUAUGUACAUGUUAAUUGCGUUUGUGAAGUCAGUGUGUGCGGAGCAUUAUAGUUUUUGCAAAAUGGGAAAAGACGAAAUUAAAAAAGUUCAUAAUUUUUUUAGAUUCAUUGCCGAAGAAAAUAAAUCUAUGUGUAAUGUUUGCGGUUUUAAAAUGUCUGGGACAUAUUUAACAAAUUUAAGACGGCAUUUGACAAUAAAACACGGUGACAUUUUUAAUGAGUGGAGCAAGAGCGGGGACUCCCAAGUACAAGAGAGUGUAAAAAAAAGAAAAAUAUCAUACCUCACGAGUGAAGAAUCCAUUAUUUCUUCAAUUAUUAAAAUAGUGACUACGGAUGGAAAACCUUUUCUUUUUCUGGACAGUGAAGGCUUUAUGGAUAUAAUGAAUCCAAUUUAUAGUUCACUAGGCAUGAACCCAAUAACUUCGCGCAAUGUUAUAAAUUUUGUAAAAGUCAAAGAGCACUCAAUUAAAGAAAACAUUAAAGCUUUAGUUAAAGAUAAACUGGUGUCACUCAAAAUCGAUGUUGCCACUAGAAUGGAUAAAUCCAUUUUAGGUGUAAAUUUGCAGUUAAUCGAUGCAAGCCUUUAUACAACUGAAAUUGUUGUAAAAACGUUAGGCAUGAUCCAACUCGAGGAGUCCCACACAGGUGCAUACAUAAAGCAGAAAAUUUUAGAUAUUUUAAUGGAUUAUGAUAUAAAUGUGGAACAAAUUUUCAGUAUAACAUCUGACAACGGAAGAAAUAUGAUAAAAGCAGUUCAAGUUUUAAACGAUGCUACAGAGGACUGUCUUUUUAACGACGAUACGCAAGGUGAAAGUGUUAUGAAUGAGCUAGACACCAUUGAGUUGGCCAAUAUUCACCUAGUGAGAUGUGCAGCACACACCUUGCAAUUGUGUGUAACUGAUGUGAAUAAGGUCAACGAAAUUAACGAUAAAAUUUCUUCUUGUCGCACAUUAUGCAAAAUGCUGCGCACAGAAACUAAUAGACGUUUAUUAAUCGAACACAAAAAAAACAUCCCAUCGCUUGACGUCAUAACAAGAUGGAAUUCAACUUAUUUGAUGAUGACAAAAUUGGUUGAUUUAAAGGACUUUCUGACUACCGAGUCUUACAUUUAUGUUGACGCAGAUUGGGACUGGAUGGAGUCUUAUAUUGACGCCUUUAAGGAAUCAUAUGAAGCUACCUUAAAGUUGCAAGAUAAAAAUCUAGUUUUUAGUGAGUUUUUUAUUAUUUGGAUGGAGCUUAAAUUGGCAUGCGAAAAAAGUACAAAUUUCAUAAAAAAGAAACUGUUGGCCCAGAUUAAGAUAAGAGAGUUAAAACUUUUAGAAAAUGAAGCAUUGUUAGCUGCCAUUUUCAUGGACCCAAGAGUUAAUUGCAUAUUGAGUAAUGACCAGAAAAGGGUGGCAAAGCUUAAUUUAAAGAAAAUUGCAUAUAGGUUAUUCGAGUUAAAGAAUGUAAGUUGCAGAAUGGUUAAAAUUGUUGUCCUGUGUCAUUUAUGUUUCAUACAGCACAAAAUGUUCCAGCGCUUGAAGUUCCUGCAUCUGAAGAUAUGA